This is a messenger RNA of Aspergillus ochraceoroseus IBT 24754, 2133 nucleotides long. RefSeq names its product acetoacetyl-CoA synthase. Gene Ontology annotation, molecular function: acetoacetate-CoA ligase activity. Gene Ontology annotation, biological process: lipid metabolic process. The record is from RefSeq and is a predicted model, not a curated record. The coding region runs from base 1 to 2133 and encodes 710 amino acids. NCBI's taxonomy places the organism in Eukaryota, Fungi, Ascomycota, Eurotiomycetes, Eurotiales, Aspergillaceae. Gene Ontology annotation, cellular component: cytosol. The transcript has 4 exons.
AUGACUUCCUCACUAGAGAUUCCCCGUAAACUGUGGGAGCAUGCGAAUCCCCAAUCCACCCAGAUGUGGAGGUUUAAACAAAACCUAGAGAAAGAAAAGGGCAUAAAUCUUCCAACUUACUACGAUCUCUACACUUGGUCUGUACAGAAUCGCUCUGCCUUCUGGGACUUUACCUGGAACUACUUUCCAGUUAUCUAUGAGGGAUCGUACACUGCUGUUGUUGAUGAAUCUGCCCGCAUCGAUAGUAUUCCAACCUGGUUCGAUGGCGUACGGCUCAAUUUCGCAGAGAAUAUGCUUUUUACCGCCGAAAAGACGCCCGAUGGGGGGGGUCACAUCGUCACUCAAUCGGGCAAGGAGGACGGCGAGAUAGUAGCGACUCAGAUCCGCGAAGGGGGGUCAGAGCCUGCCAUCUCCCUUACUUGGUCUCAGAUGAGGCAGCGCACAGGAAGGCUACUCCAGGCUCUGAAGGCUUCUGGAGUCUCGAAAGGAGAUCGCGUGGCCGUCGUGGCCAGCAACAGCAUCGACACGUUGACUGUUUUCCUGGCCACUACUGCCCUUGGAGCCCUAUUCUCCUCUGCUUCCACGGAUACGGGGGUUAAGGGUAUUCUAGACCGUCUCCUGCAGAUUAAGCCAAAAUGGGUGUUCUUCGAUGACGCUGCUGUCUACAACGGAAAACACAUCGAUCUCCGACCCAAGAUUAAUGAGGUUGUCAGCGGUCUAAAAGACAUCCCGGAGCUCAAGGGCGUCGUCACCAUGCCGAGGUUCCCUGGCCGUCCUGUAGAUGUCAGUGCCGUUCCCAAAGCUCAACCUCUUGCGCAGUUCCUUGCCCUAGCACCUUCCGACAACCUAGAAUUCACGCGCAUUGGCUUCCGCGAACCAUUCCUAGUGGUGUUCUCCUCAGGAACCACCGGAAAGCCAAAGCCGAUUGUCCACAGCGCCGGUGGCUACAUCCUCAACUCUACCAAGGAAGCCCGGUUGCACCACAACCAGGGACCGGACUCCGUCACCCUCCAAUACACUACCACUGGCUGGAUCAUGUACUUGGCCGCCAUAUCCGGUAUGCUUUAUGGCGGAAAGUCGAUCCUCUACGACGGCAGCCCCUUCUUACCCAGCCCUAAGUUCCUGAUCCAACUCCUCGGCCAAUACAAAGUGACACACUUCGGCACCUCUCCACGCUACCUCCACGAGCUGCGCAAAAACGGCAUCCAGCCCCGGAAAGAAGAAGAAGAAGAAGAAGAAGAAGAAGUAGUAGACCUGAGCAGACUCUCCACCGUCACAAGCACAGGAAUGGUCCUUCCUGAGUCUCUCUUUGAAUGGUUCUACGACGACGGCUUUCCAGCACAUUCCCAGCUGGUGAAUAUAUCCGGUGGCACUGACCUCGCCGCCAGCUUCGGGCUGGGAAACCCGCUCACCCCUCUCUACGUAGGCGGAUGCCAGGGUCCUGCGCUCGGGAUACACGUCGAAGUCUACGGCCAAACCGAGGAAGGCGCCACAGGCGUCAAGGGAACCGCGAUCCCCGAUGGCGAACCAGGAGAACUAGUCGCAACUUCAUCCUUCCCUACGAUGCCGGUGAAAUUCCUAGGAGACGACGGACCCCAGAAAUACUUUGAUUCGUAUUUCGCCCGGUUUGACAACGUCUGGACCCACGGUGACUUCAUCAGCAUCCACCCCAUCACAAAACAAAUCUUCUUCCUCGGCCGCUCGGAUGGCGUUCUCAACCCAUCAGGAAUCCGCUUCGGGUCUGCCGAAAUCUACAACGUGAUCGAGACGCAGUUCACAACCGAGAUCACGGACUCGCUUUGCGUGGGCCAACGACGGCCAAGGGACCCAGACGAAUCCGUGCUGCUGUUUCUCCUCAUGAAACCCGGAUACAGCAUCACUUCUGAACUAGUCUCGCGCAUCAAGGAAGCAAUCCGGAAGGCGUUGAGUGCUCGACAUGUACCGAAGUAUAUUUUCCCGACUCCUGGGAUUCCGACAACGGUUAACUUGAAGAAAGUCGAGCUGCCCGUGAAACAAAUUGUCUCGGGGAAAAUGAUCAAGGCUUCGGGGACACUCUUGAACCCGGAAAGUUUGGAAUACUACUACCAGUUCGUGGAUGUGGAGAGUCUGAUUGAGCCGAAGAGCAAGCUAUAA